UGUUCAGACUCUGAAGCGUGUGGACGUGUCUCGCUUACCGCGGUCCCGCGAGUUCGUGAUUGUGUUUGACAACAUUGUGCUUGCUUUGUUCGGUAGAAAAAAAAAUGGCAGUGCCCUUCAACAUGCCUGAAGACCAAAACGAAGUGGAAGUUAUCAUUAACCAGCUUCAGUCACUUCUCACGAAACUUCAAGCAGCCGUCAGAAGGUCCAGGGGACCGACCAUUCGGACGAACCAGACCGCUGUCACUAGAGUGCGUUCUCCUGCUUCAAGCAGACUGAGAUCUCGAGAUGAAUCGUCAGCGACAACCUCGAUUUCUUCAACAAAUUUUCCGGAUCUCCUUAAUAAUAUAGCAUGGCUAGCCGCCGCUAGUCAAGACGCCGCCUCUACGAGUUCAUCUCUGACUGCCAAUUCAGUUACUCGAUCUCCACGCAGAAGGACCAGCUCGGAAUCGUCGAACUGCAAAGAAACGAAGAUCUCUAUCACGGCCAUUGUGAACCACGCACAAGAUUGGAACCAGGCCGACGGCUCUCCUGAUUCCGAACCAGAGCAGGCGUCCGGCGACGGCAUCCUGUCAAAAUUCGUGCCAGGACCGGUCUCAGCCCCUCUGUGGACCGCCAUGAUAUGCUUCGUAGGCUGGCAUUUGUUCCGAGCACGGUAACUGCCUCGCCAUGGCCGCAGCGUACUUUAUCCAAAGCAAAAGUGAUUGAUAAUCGAUAAUUCGUAGAUUAGAAACCGCUCCCAUAUAUUAUGUUUGCUUUAUUAUUGUUUUUUUUAUAUAUGAUAUACUUUCGGUGUGUCUUUAUUUCAUUUAUAGUAUUGUAUAUAAUAUAAUCACGUGAGUGUAUAGGUUUAGUAUAUUAUUUACCUAACGCAGGUGUACGUAGGUCAUUUGUGCACAGUUCCAAAGAGAGGAAAACCAAUCAAAGCGUUGAUCUCAUCCAGUAGGGCCGAGUCCGCACAUAACGGCGGCCACUCUCAGGAAUUCGUACGGUUAGAGUGUUCAGGGCGCCCAUUUGUUUAACAGAUAGUAGCCAUAAAUCCCUAAGAUCAAAUGCGUUAAAGAUUUGGCGUUUCUAUCGAAUACAAAGAUUUUAAAUAUUUUUCUAUAAUUGGAAACUGGUAGGGCAGAAUCUAAAGUAUGGCCAAACCUUUUAAAUUUGCGUUGGUCUUGGUGGUUUGUGGUUGUAACGUCCUGCGGUGUGGGCCCCUGCAUUUGAUUUAUUAUUUUCUGAUUCGGUAGAUUUAUAAUUGUAAAUUAAUUGUAUAUAAAUUUGAAAGUUGGAUUCAGUAUAGCCAAAGAUUGAAUCGUGCCAAACGGCCAAGAACAGAGCCAAGCAGGUGGGCGCGUCGUCUCUUUGUUCGCUUUCGCUAGAGUCUGACUCUGUUGUAGUAAGUUUAAGUAAGGAGCGGCAGGAUUUGCCUGCGCCCUAAUGGUUUUCAAAUGAUCUCCGUAGUUAGAAUAGCGCGGUGCGGCGAAAGCUGGACGUGUGCCGCAAAGUGCCGAUCAGCCCGCACCUGAGGUGUAAAUACAUGGGGGCCAAGUCGGGACAGUAUGCUGGUUAAAGUUUCACGCCUGGACCGACUCGCCCAGCAGCUCGAAAAAACUAGACUCAAACGAAUACCGCUAGCACAAAGUAUCUCAAAAAUUUUCACCACUCUUUCGAAUUCAAUUAGAAAACUUGGCUAAUAAUUAAAUAUGGUCAAAUUAGAAAUAAAUAAGCAUUGGAAAUAUUAAAAUGUUAAUGUGUCAGAUUUGGGAAGUUGUGCCGGUGUGGUUUUUUGAUAUUGUUUCCGGUCUAGUUGAUGUGAGCUCCAGCUACGUGCAUGUUACAUAGCUUUCUUUUAUUUUUUACAUACGAUAUAGGAUUAUAUAAAUAUAAAUGCUGAUAUUUUUAAAGAAAUUAAAGCAAUUUAACUAGAUUAGUAUUUUGUAGGUGUAAGUAGUAGCGUUAAGAAAAAGCUGCGUUGUAGAUGGCUCUUCAAAGCGUCUCUGUGAUUUGCCGAAGAGGCAGUAUAUGCAUGUAAAACGCACUUCAAAGUGCUUUUACAUCAACUCCUGUUUCCACUGAUCUCUGAUACAUUUUGUCAAAUGUUUUGUUUAUAGUUAUGUCCCUAGUCAGUAUAGUCGCUCGUUGUGUUUUAGGGUUGGCUAGGUUUUCAUUUUUUUUUUAUUAUUUCAUAAAUUUUAUUGUGGUAAGUGUGUUAUUGUUUAUUGAUUUUAUUCAUCCCAUAUAGAUAUAGAUAUAAUAUGCCAUUGCCAUAUGAUUUAAAACGCUGUGUACUCAUGUAAUAUCUACAACUCAGUCUUAUUCAUAUGGCCUCCGAGAAAUUUUCCCAAAAAUGUUCAAAAAGUCCGUCAAUUUUACUCGUUACCUAAGCCUUGAAGAACCUACAAGAUCAGUUAAAUUAUUAUCCAAUUUGUAGAAAUUCAUUGUUUCCUUUACUGGUCUAGUAUGCUAAUAUUUGACUUGUAGGUUUUGGAGAAUUUCUAUUUUCAUAAGAAUAAUUCUGAUUCUAUAUAAUAACGCAUUUUGUUCCGAUGUCGUUAGUCUUAUAAAGCAGUCAACCCGCCCCGUCGCGAAAAGUGCUACAUCUUUGUAUUUCCAACAACAUUGGAGUAAAGCCCAAUUUUACUGUAUGUUCCGCCGUGUAUAUUGAAUAUAAUAUUGAUGUAUUGACCCCUGGACCAAUCUUGGCGCGAGGCCUGUGAUAACCUCGAAUGACCAAUAUUUCAGUUACGUGUUGCUUAUCAGUAGCGCAGUUCCUAUCAAAAUGUAUCGCUUAAGUGAUAUAUUUUGACUGGCGCUGUGGAUAUUUUAUCAUUUUUCAGAUAUAAUAAAUGUCAUACGUUUUAUACAUGUUUAUAAACAUACAUAUAUCUAUAUAUUAUUAUUAUUUUUUUUGUGAUGUAUGGAAAAUUGUGUAAGUGGUCUGGUGUAUAGGCUGGACAAUUGUAAGCCAUACACACAUCUACUACCGAUCGUCUUUCACUUGGUAACUUUUUCACUUUUAUAUAGUUGAUUUGAAAUAAAUGUAAAC
Messenger RNA from Anoplophora glabripennis (Asian longhorned beetle), 3040 nucleotides. RefSeq lists its product as uncharacterized. The record is from RefSeq and is a predicted model, not a curated record. Lineage: Eukaryota; Metazoa; Arthropoda; Insecta; Coleoptera; Cerambycidae. The coding region runs from base 105 to 659 and encodes 184 amino acids. The transcript has 3 exons.